AUGAAACUUUUCUUCAUUGGUAGCUCUUGCUACAUUCUCUAUCUUAUGCGUGUCCAAUUCAGGUCGACAUACGAUCCAACUCUGGAUACGUUCCGUGUCGAAUACUUGGUCGGCCCAUCCCUGGUCUUGGGCUUGUUGUUCAACUAUUCGUUCACGUUUACGGAAAUCCUCUGGUCAUUCUCAAUCUUCCUCGAGUCGGUCGCAAUUUUCCCCCAGCUCUUCAUCCUCCAGCGAACUGGCGAAGCCGAGACUAUUACAACUCACUACAUUGCCGCUUUGGGCAUCUACCGUGCCCUCUACAUUCCCAACUGGAUAUAUAGAUAUUGGACCGAGGGUUCGGCGGAUCCUAUCGCUAUUGUCGCCGGGCUAGUGCAGACCGGUCUGUACGCAGAUUUCUUCUACGUCUAUUUCACAAAGGUACUGCAGGGCAAGCGAUUCGAGUUGCCAGCUUGA
This is a messenger RNA of Serendipita indica DSM 11827, 453 nucleotides long. The record is from the annotation of a GenBank genome assembly. Lineage: Eukaryota; Fungi; Basidiomycota; Agaricomycetes; Sebacinales; Serendipitaceae.